AUGGAGUUGCUCAGAUGUAUGGCUUGCUUCAAUCCUAAAGAUGGCUUCUCUUCUUUUGACAAGGAAAAGGUACUCAAACUUGCCACUUUUUAUCCUUCCGAUUUUUCAAACAUUGAUUUGAUGGACCUUGAGUGCCAACUUGAUAUAUUCAUUGGAGAUAUGAGAAGUGAUGAAGACUUUCAGAAUUUGCGAGAUAUUAGUUCUCUUUUGAUGAAGCUUGUUGAAACAAAAAGAGAUGUGGUUUAUUCGCGUGUGGUUUUGCUUAUCAAGUUGAUUUUGAUUCUUCCGGUUGCCACUGCAAGUGUAGAGAGGGUGUUUUCUGGAAUGACAUUUGUGAAGAAUAAGUUGAGAAAUAGAAUGGGUGAUCAACCUUUGAACGAUUGUUUGGUCACUUUCAUUGAGAAAGAUGUGUUUCUACAAGUAUCCGAUGAUGAUAUAGUGAAUCGUUUUGAAGAAAUGAAGACUCGUCGAAAAAUAAAUUAG
This is a messenger RNA of Salvia splendens (bonfire salvia), 483 nucleotides long. RefSeq lists its product as uncharacterized. Bases 1 to 483 code for a protein of 160 amino acids. Gene Ontology annotation, molecular function: protein dimerization activity. NCBI's taxonomy places the organism in Eukaryota, Viridiplantae, Streptophyta, Magnoliopsida, Lamiales, Lamiaceae. The transcript has a single exon. The record is from RefSeq and is a predicted model, not a curated record.